Macrosiphum euphorbiae (potato aphid) is the source of this 657-nucleotide messenger RNA. NCBI's taxonomy places the organism in Eukaryota, Metazoa, Arthropoda, Insecta, Hemiptera, Aphididae. The record is from the annotation of a GenBank genome assembly.
AUGCUAACAUCACCAAAAAUUAUUGGUAUACCAUUUCAACGAUUUACAAUAGAUUAUAUUGGGCCAAUUAAUCCACCAAGCAAUGGCAACUCAUAUAUUUUGGUAGGAACUUGCGCAACUACAAAAUACGUUAUAGAAAAAUCAUACAAAAACGCUGACGCAAGGUCGACAGUCGCAUAUUUAAUAGAUAUAAUUUUACGAUUCGGAGCAAUAGGCGAAAUACACUCUGACCGAGGCUUACAUUUUGCAAAUAAAUUGGUGAAAGACUUACUAAAAGCGCUAAAUAUAAAUAACACAUAUUCAAUUGCAUACCGUCCCCAGAGCCAAGGCCAGAGAGAAAAGUUCAACGGGACUUUGAUAGAUAUGAUUAGUCACUUUGUACAGGAACAAUCAAAAAAAUGGAGUCUAUACUUAAAAUAUGUACUAUUUGCGUAUAACACAGCAAUUAAUGAUACAACGAAAAACACACCGUUUUACCUAUUACACGGAUAUAAUCCAAAAUCAAUAUUUGAUCACAACUUCAUAAGUACAGAAACAUCCCCCGAAAUUUUACUGGAAUUAAAAAAAUUUAAAAAUAUUCUAGACGAACUCCCAAAAUUAUUAGCGGACAGAUAUUUAAAAAUAAAAAACAUUAUGACUCAAAUAAGGUACAGGUAA